Messenger RNA from Micropterus salmoides (largemouth bass), 6263 nucleotides. Its product is annotated as tyrosinase-like. Gene Ontology annotation, molecular function: tyrosinase activity. The coding region runs from base 96 to 1712 and encodes 538 amino acids. NCBI's taxonomy places the organism in Eukaryota, Metazoa, Chordata, Actinopteri, Centrarchiformes, Centrarchidae. The transcript is spliced from 5 exons. The record is from RefSeq and is a predicted model, not a curated record. Gene Ontology annotation, biological process: melanin biosynthetic process; pigmentation.
CCUGAGGAAUUUAGGCAUGUGAACGGGGCUUUCUCACUUUGUGAGUACCCUAUUUGUUUCAUUUCUCGGUAACUUCGAAUUAAAUCCUUGCUGUAAUGUGGCUCCUGAUAAUCCUAAAUUUCACGUUAUGUUUUGCGCCCAGCUAUCAACAAUUCCCUCGUCUGUGUGCCACCCGCGAAGCCUUGCUCACCAAGGAGUGCUGCCCGUCUUGGGAAGGAGACGGCUCGCCCUGCGGAGCCAGCUCCGGCCGGGGCUUCUGCCAUGAUGUGGAGGUUCCGGACCAGCCGGAUGGGCCGCAGUACCCCUUCUCCGGGUUGGACGACAGGGAGAAGUGGCCCUUGGUUUUCUACAACCGGACGUGCCAGUGUGCAGGGAACUUCAUGGGCUUCAACUGCGCGGACUGUUUGUUUGGCUACUUUGGAGUGAACUGCAAUGAGAGGAGAGAGUCUCUGAGGAGGAACAUAUUUCACCUUUCCAGAGCCGAGAGAAUCAGAUUUGUGUCCUAUCUGAACUUGGCCAAACAGACAAUAAGCAGGGACUAUGUUGUUGUGACCGGGACCUACCAGGAGAUGGAAAACGGCUCCAACCCGAUGUUCGCUGAUGUGUCUGUGUACGAUGUGUUUGUGUGGAUGCAUUACUAUGUGUCCCGGAACGCGCUGCUUGGCGGGCCGGGGAAUGUGUGGACCAAUGUGGACUUUGCCCACUGGGCGCCUGCGUUUCUCCCGUGGCACCGCGCAUACCUGCUGCACUGGGAGCAUGAGAUCAGGAAGCUGACCGGAGACACGAGCUUCACCAUCCCGUACUGGGACUGGAGGGAUGCCCAGGAAUGCGACGUGUGCACGGACGAGCUGAUGGGGGACCGGAGUCCCCAGGACCCCACCUUACUCAGCCCAGGCUCCGUCUUCUCUUCUUGGAGGGUGCUGUGCUCCCAAGCUGAGGAGUACAAUGACAGAGGUGUGUUAUGUGAUGCCACGGAGGAAGGCCCAUUGCGUCGUAACCCUGGAAACCAAAACCGUAGCGUGGUCGAACGAUUACCAACUUCAGCAGAGGUGGAGUUCACUGUCAGUCUGACCAGCUAUGACACGGGAGCCAUGGACCGCAGUGCCAACAUGAGCUUCAGGAACACUCUGGAAGGAUUUGGGGAUCCUCAGUCUGGGUUAGGAAACUUUUCUCGUAGGGGUAUGCAUGCUGCACUCCAUGCCUACAUGAACGGAUCCAUGUCCUCAGUACAGGGCUCAGCAAAUGACCCCAUAUUCCUUCUCCACCACGCUUUUGUUGACAGCAUUUAUGAGCAGUGGCUCAGGAGGCAUAGACCAUCUCCAUCAGAGUAUCCAGAGUCUAAUGCUCCUAUAGGGCACAAUGGCGAAUACCACAUGGUGCCCUUCCUGCCCCUCCACAGAAACAGAGAAUACUUCAUUUCCAGCAAGGUCCUUGGAUAUGAGUAUUCAUAUCUGCUGAAUGCUAACCAGAGGCUUACAGAAUCCAUACGUCCUUACCUCGAGGAAUUACAGGAUGUCUGGCCCUGGCUGCUGCUUGCAGGGCUCUGUGGAGGAAUUGUAGCAAUGUUCAUAGCUGCUGCUGUACUGCCUGCAAAACGACGGCUACAUAGGGGGAAGUGGAAAAUGUUAUUUGCUCUCUCAGAAAGACAGCCACUUAUCAGGAGCAGUGACAUAGAGGAAAACAAACAACGUAACUACCAAACACCGAUGUGAAGGCAUGACCUGAAAAGCAGUGUUGUUAUGUAUUUGUCGUAUAGCACCGGACAGAUGAUAACAUUUCUUGUUCCUUCACUGUGCCUGCAUUUCAAAACUUCACCACAUACUUGUCUUUUUCUCUUUUCAAGUAGUAAUUCAGCAGUGACAUAGUGCCACCUAUUGGUCUGGAAUAGGAUUGGCUUUUUAGAACACAACAACAACCCCCCUUUCAAAGUGUUACUUCUACACUAAAACAAAGUGGGAUUUGUAUUCUCACAGUGACAGAUUAUAUGUCCCUCUUGUGUUCUCAAGUGACAGUCUUUCAUCCAAGAAUGUUUUUUUAUUUCGCUGGCGUCUUUUCAUACACUGUCACUUGUUGCAGGCUCGUAAGCCUCUGUUCUUCUGCUGGGUAUGUGAAGGUCUCUGGCAGCACACACAGGUGUGAAGCAUCCGAGGUCUUUCCAUCUGUCAGAGUAUAGCUGUGAGGUCCUUUCUGCUGUGUCACUUUAAGAGGCUCUCUGGACUUUCCUUUGUUGAUAUGCACAGGGUUUCUCGUGUGCACAAGGCUUCUUGGGUGCAGUUUAGGAGUCUUGGCAUGUCUGUUGACAUCAGUGUAUGUUUUCAUUUGUAACUGCUUCUUUGCAACUCUGUCUCUCAGUUUAUUAUCCUGAGCAGCUGUGAGCUUUGGCUGGAGAGUUUAGUUCUAAUCCUUCUUCCAUGCAUGAGCUGGAAGGGUGACAUCUCUAUGGUUGCAUCUGAUGUAGCUCUGUAGGCGUAAAGGAACUCAGUGACAUUUUCUCUUCUGGUGCAGCAUCCUUCAGAAAAAGCACAGCCAGUUCAGGGAUAACAACCUCUCUCACCUCAUGUUUUUGACUGGAGCAGCAUACUUUUUUAAUGUGCCAAGUCGUUCCACAUGAUUUGCAUAUUUUGUUUGUGGCAGAGCAUUUGCCAGAUGCUUAUCUCAGUCAUUUCUGUAACAUUUGUGUGUAUGUUCAAUAAUCUAAUCUAACUGAUCUUUUGUGAGGUUACCUGCAUGGUUGGAGGAUUUUGUGUUUCUUUGGCAUGGAGAGCCAUUUUAUACAAAAUCCCACCCAAGCUAUACACCACCUAUCCACUUACCAGCUACCCAAAGGGCACAUUACUUAUCCAGCCAGCACAGCAAAAAUGUUAACUGUGCUACUGAACACACACUCCUAUGCAAAGCUGCCUCUACACCCAACCUGUUCUCACUCCCGGACUCCUCACAUAUGGAUGCAUAGUGAAGACCCGUCGGGGGAUCCCUAUAGCGUCAUAGUUCAACGCAGAAGGGGUAGCCCUGUAACGUUUUUGACGGUUUAGGUAGGUAUAUAAUAGCCUAUUUAACAGAAAAGACUGAGUAAGGAGGUGGUUCGAGUGGAUGGAGGGCCAGAACCCUGACUUUGAACCAAGAGAGCUGUGUUCAUGUCCCGUGUGAAACAAAAAGUCAACAUUAAAUAUUUUGAUUUAAGUUAAGCGAGUUACUUAAAUUGACGUGAGGUAAGUUAAUUUACGUGUAAACUGACGUAUGUAGUUAUUUUAACCCAAACAAUUAUCUUUUCCUAACCUUAACCAAGUAGUUUUGUUGCCUAAACCUAACCAAAUUGCAACGUUUCGCAAACUUUAAUAACACGGCAUUUCAAAAAGAUUUAUUUUGAAAGGCUAACCGGACCUUGCAUAUUUAUUGUCGCUAAGCUUGCUAACUUGACUGCGGUGCCCUGAACGUGUAAAAAUGACAUAAAGGGGGUAGCCAGGGCGUUAAAAAGCAACUGAGAAUGUGAAAGACGUAGUUGAUUUUUCACAUUGUGUAAAAAGGCUUUAUGUGUUUUGGGUUAAGGUUGUGAUUUCACUUUAGUUUAUGGUACACUUCUUUUGUAAUGUGUCGCAAAUUAUCCUCUAAUGAAUUCUAAUAAGGGUCUAACAGUGAAUGGAGAUGCGAUGUCCUGGCAGAUUCCAUAAUGUUCCUGGGGUUAGAUAGUGACACAGCAUUAAAUGAUCUGACCUCUUAACAUCAGAUCAUUGAAUGAACACCAACUGUGUUGAGUGCGUGAUGUCCAUUGGUGGUUGCGCAGGUUAACUGGAUAGGUGGUGUGUGAUGGCUGUCUGGCAAGGGUGUAUAAUUUAGUAGGGAAGUAGCCUUUUUGUCCCAAGCUAUCAUUUUAAUCAAAACAAUUGCUUCAUUGUGGUUUGGUCCGCUCCUUUAUGUUAUUUCUAAAAACUCCUGCUGGGAGAUGGUUUAAUUGUCCCCUCAAACACUGUCAUUAAAUAUCAGUUCUUGAUGUAACUGGACAGGUGGUGUGCAGUUUGGGUGGGGAUUAGAAUGAAAUUGCCCUCCAUAUGUUAGCAAUAGUUUCAUCAUAUCUCUGCGCUCCUUGUCAAAACUUAUGUUUCUCAGUUAUGACAUUCACCUUCUGCACAAAAUGUUAUUUCACAAAGCUGUUACCAAUAACUAAAAGCCAGUCCAAUACACUGACUGUAUUAAAAAGUAAAACUUAUAUUACUGGGGAAAUAUAGAUGACUCUGAUUGGCUAGUACUCGUUGCCUCCAUUGGUUAAGGUUAGAGGGUUAGCUAAUCAGAGGCAGAGUAGUAGGCAGGACUUGCACAAAAGUGGUUUCCGUCAAGUGAGAGCUGUCAAAAAUCUGGUUGGAAAAAAAAUUAUGUGUCAGGUUAAUUCACUCGUAUCACCUUAUGUGUCACCUCAGUGAACAAGUUUACUAGCUAUCUAACCAGCUUAUGAACAUGAUGAAGGUUUUCUCAAGGAGUAAACCUCAGCUGGCUACCGUCCACUGAAAGUGGAUCAACAGCAUCAGCAUCUGCAAGUGAAUCAUGGACCGGUGUUGUUUCAGGUUUGUGAAUCCACAGCUGUAAGUUACACUUGUUGCAGUGAGUUGGUGAGGUUACUAUUCUCAUCUUAAUGUAUUGCUGGCCAGCUAACGUUGGCUACAGUUAUCACACUAGUAGAGAUAAAUGGAUGAUACAGAAGGUCUGAAGCUUGUUUCACUCAUGGUGGCAGUGUUCUGAUGAUUUAUGCUUCCUUGUCGAAAGAUGCUACCUAAGCUGUUCAAACCUUGAAGUGUUCAUGUGACCGAUGAUGUCACUGGUGCUUCAGAACACGGUUCUUUAAUUUUUAGAGUUUUGAAGGUUUAACAGCUAAACUCUGGAAGGCAUAAGAAGAGAGCAAAAUAAUAGCGAAAUUUCCUAUUAUUCCUGUAAUUUCCUCCUGAUACCAAGUAAUGAUAGUGUUGUGUAAUAAUAUAAUACAAGUAAUAGGCUAAUUUAUUAAAUUUACAUGAAAUGUUACAUAAAUAUCAACCAUGAAGUUUCAAAACAUAAACUACAUAAGUUACACCAAAGAAAGGUACAUUCAUGAUUUAUCAGCAAAGAUAUAUUAUCCACGCUUCCUCCACAAUAACAUCUAUAUUUAAUGCAGCACUUCUGAACAAAGGUAAACAGGUUUAAUAAUAAUACGCAUGCUCCUUGGAUUUUUAAAACACACAAGACUAAAACUAUUAAUAUCAGCAAGGUGUUGUUGUGCUUACCCAGUCUUGAAGGGCUGCUAAAGUUUUAAAAGCCACCACAUGUCACUGUGUUACUCUUUGCGGAGUAAAUGUUCUUCUGUUGAUCUAAAAUUCAUUUUGAGUACUUGGCAUUGUUGGGGAUUCUUGAUUUGCUAUUAGAUCAUGACAAAAAUGGUUUCAAGAUGAGUAAUGCUGUUAAUGCCAAAUUACUACCCUAUGUUAUGUAUCUUAAAAAUAGUUACAUCAGACAAUUUGUGCCUCCUUUUAGGUGGCAGGACUGAACAUUAGUCAUCCUCAACAUUUAAAACGACACUCUUAUCUCAAACAGCUUGAAAAACAAUGUGCACACAUUUAACACACUGCUAUACUUCCUGUCUUUUUCUCUUAUCAAGUAUUAUACAGCAGACGGUAACAUGCAUACGGGUACAUUGCAAAACUGAUUUCAAGAUUUGAAGAUUUAAUAUACAGUAUGUGAUGUGUUGGAUUACAAUUUUUGCGAGUUAGUAUGCAUUCAUUUCUGGGGCAGCAUUUGUGUCAUGACAUGUCAUGUCUAAUAAUGAAUGACUCAAUACCAAAACACUGCUUAUCCAGACAUCUAUACAUAUUUAAAUCACUAGCGUUAGGCUCAAGUUUUGUCUGUAAAUAACCAACCAGUCAAUAACCAACUGUAGGUGGAGUUAGAUCUUUACUGCUGCUGCUAUACUGUAGCCUGUCACUGUGCUCCAGCAGCCCCCCACUCAUAGCAAUGCAUCAGUAGUAGGGCCCUUGCUGUCACCAGCAUCAUUUAGCUAUUUACCAUUCUGAAUAUUCAUGUAUGUUAUGUGCCUCAAAUCUCACUGUGAAAGCCUUGGUUGUCAAUACAGAUCCCCCAUGGCGCUUGAUAACAUGAUGCCAGUCUGAUUUAUAUCAGCAAUUACAUAGUGCCACUAGCUUUAACAACACUACAACUGUGAAGUACACAAUGACUAAUUGUAAUGAGUCUUUAUUAAUGGCAAUGUAUUUAAACUGUAUGAGAAAUAAAAACUGUGCAUGUUG